AUGAAACUUCUGCGAUAUAUCUUUCGUUCAUUAUUGGGUAUCACUUUUGGAAUGAUCAUUCUCCUAACAUCAUUAUUUGGCAAUUCAAUAAUUACACUUAUCUUACCGGUAAUUUACCUUAAUUUUCAUCAGCAAUGGCGUUUAUUUAUUGAUCGAGCAAUUAGUUUCUGGCUUAUUGUUCCUGUUACCUUUUUGGAAUAUAUAUUUGGUAUAAAAGUUAAGAUAACAGGUGACAUGAUUGAUUAUGAUCGUCCAGCAAUGAUAAUAAUGAAUCAUCGAACAAGACUUGAUUGGAUGUAUUUUUGGAUGGCAUUAUUUAAGAUAAACCCGUGGCUAUUGAUAAGCUCAAAAAUUGCUUUAAAAGCUGAACUUCGCCGUAUACCAGUAGCAGGUUUUGGAAUGGAAGCAAAUCAGUUCAUUUUCUUGGAACGUAAGAUAAAAACGGAUAAGGAACGGAUUUCGGAAGCAAUCCAUUACUUUGCAUCUGUUGGAAACAAUUAUCAGAUAUUGUUAUUUCCUGAAGGAACGGAUAAAACGCCCAAUACAACGAUGAAAAGUAAUGUGUAUGCAGAAAAGAAUGGUUUCAAACAAUUGAACAACCUAAUCUAUCCUCGUUCAGGCGGAUUUAUUCAUUUUAUUAAUGAGAUGAGACGACAUAAUUACAUUGAAUGCAUCUACGAUGUUACUAUUGCUUAUCCGGUAAAUAUUGUUCAAUCUGAAAUUAGUCUAAUAAUCGGUCAUAUACCACAAAAAGUGUUAUUUCAUGUUGAACGAAUCGAUCUAUCAUGUAUACCACUUGAAGAUCAUGAUAUUGCUCAAUGGAUUAAUGAAUUAUGGAUUGCGAAGGACGAGAAAUUGGAUUCAUUCUAUUCCCAGAAACCACCACGAAUAGAUUUUCCAAAUGACAAGAAUAAAUUUGUAUGGGAGGUUGAUAAUUUACUACAGAAAAUUGUCAAGCUGUUUGUAUUCUGUUUGUGGUUAUCAGUGACUGCUUUUUGGUUCUAUUACCUAAUAUUUUCACGAUUUGUUCAGGUGCUUUUCGCGUAUUUCAUUAUUGCAUAUGCUUAUAUAAAUGGUAAGUAUGGCGGUAUCCAACGAAUGGUAUAUAUCAAAUGGUGGCAUUCAAUGAAAGCAGAAACGCUUCACCGGUGA
Messenger RNA from Cercopithifilaria johnstoni, 1152 nucleotides. The record is from the annotation of a GenBank genome assembly. NCBI's taxonomy places the organism in Eukaryota, Metazoa, Nematoda, Chromadorea, Rhabditida, Onchocercidae.